AUGGCGUCCCGCUACGUGACCAAGAAUGGCAGAACCGCCAAACGCGGCAUCUUCAUGGGCGGCGUCUGGCAUUGCGACUGCGAUUCGAGACUGCCAGCCGACAAGUUCCAGACCAAGAAUGGAGGGAAAAAUCACGGAAGAUGGUUCUACACGUGUCAAAAGCCACAACCGUCUAAGUGCGGAUUCUUCCUCUGGGAGGAUGAUGCAAAGGUGCGCGAGGAGGGCGCCGUCCUGGCCAAUUCAAGAACGGAGCCAACAAGCCCGAGGACGCCAAAGAAGAUUGGCAAAGCGGUGCAGACCAAGCUAACGUCGCCCGUUCAACUCGCAACUCCGUCCACCAAAUCCAGAUCUCCCGUCAAGCUUGAAGCCGUUCCUCCUCCAGUGGACAUUGACAAUGCUUGGUCAUCCGACAGCGUCAACGACGAAGACCUAGCAUCUGCGCUCGAGGAAUUUGAAACGCCUCGCAAAGCGGGGCGCACCGACGUCGUCACCUCUCCCGGCAAGAAGCGCACCACGUCCGCCAUCUCUGCCAAAUCCGACGCCUCUUCCGUAACUCUUCCCCCGGAUCAUGAAGCUGACGAUGUCUUCUGCACCCCCGCUACCAUCAAAAAGCCCGGCUCCGCGCUCUUUCCUCUUCAGCCCACCGGCCUCGCCUCCCCAAACAUCACCCCGUCCAUGACGGUCCACAAAGGCUCAACCGCCACCGGCACAGCCACAGAAUCCGCAGAAGCCGGCCCGCUCGCGACCUCCGCCCUCCAGCUGCUGCAGCCCACCAUCACCCUCCCAACACAGCUCGAAACCCAACUCAUUGACCUGCUCAACCGUCACGAGCUCCGCGCCGCCGGUGUCGCCAAGGGCCGCGAAAUCACCCGUCUGGCCGUGCAGGCCAAGGAACGCAAGAUUGCAGAGCUGGAGGCGCGCAUUCACGGCCUGGAGCAGGAGAAGGAGACGAUGCGAAGUGUGGUGCAGUGUCUCAAGAGUGACAUUGCCACGAGUCCAAAGCGACCGAGGCGGCCUCGGACCGGGUCGGGGACCGGUGGGGAGGAGCUGGGAGGAACAUCCGGUGCUGGCGGUGUGGGCGGUAGAGGCAGAGGCAGAGGGAGGGGAGAUGCGACAUGGGCUCGCAGCAUUGUCUGA
Molecule: messenger RNA, 1137 nt
Organism: Cyphellophora europaea CBS 101466
Lineage: Eukaryota; Fungi; Ascomycota; Eurotiomycetes; Chaetothyriales; Cyphellophoraceae
Exons: 1
Coding region: 1-1137 (378 amino acids)
Molecular function (GO): zinc ion binding
Source: RefSeq, a predicted model, not a curated record